CGGCCAACCAGGGGUGGAGGCGGCGGCCAGGGAGGAAGCGGAGGAGGCGGAGGCGGCCGUGGGGUUCACCCGCCUGCUCGUUCGCCUGGUUUCCCCGCCCCCGCCGGUCUCACCGCUGCCGAAGGGAGCCGGUUGCGCGCUGUCGUAACCUGCCCUCAUCCUGGCCAGCAACAGGAAGACCGGACCCCCAUCCAGACCAACCUCCCUGUCAGGGCGGCUGCGCGCGGGCUCUGCGGGGGCGCAGGGCGGGCAGCCCGGGCGCCUGAAGGUUACCGAGCGUAUGAGCGCCUAGCCUCCCGCGCUGCCCCGCCCGCCGGCCCGCCGGUCCGCCCGCCGGCUCGCCCGCCAGCCCCUCGGCGCCCGGCGGCGGCGGCGGCGGCGGAGACGGCCGCAGGAGGCGCCGUUUCCCUCCCAGGUGCGCGCUUCGCUCCCGGAGCGGCGGAACUCGGCGGCCGCCAUGGCGUCCAACAUGGACCGGGAGAUGAUCCUGGCGGAUUUUCAGGCAUGUACUGGCAUUGAAAACAUCGAUGAAGCUAUUACAUUGCUUGAACAAAAUAAUUGGGACUUAGUGGCAGCUAUCAAUGGUGUAAUACCCCAGGAAAAUGGCAUUCUACAAAGUGACUAUGGAGGUGAGACUAUACCAGGACCUGCAUUUGAUCCAAGUCACCCAGGUUCAGUUCCUGCACCCUCUUCCUCUUCAGCAUUUCGACCUGUAAUGCCAUCUAGGCAAAUUGUAGAACGGCAGCCUCGGAUGCUGGACUUCAGGGUUGAGUACAGAGACAGAAAUGUUGAUGUGGUACUUGAAGACAGCUGUACUGUUGGAGAGAUUAAACAGAUUCUAGAAAAUGAACUUCAGAUACCUGUGUCUAAAAUGCUGUUGAAAGGCUGGAAGACCGGAGAUGUGGAAGACAGUACCGUCUUAAAAUCGCUACAUUUGCCAAAAAACAACAGUCUUUAUGUCCUUACACCAGACUUGCCACCACCUUCAUCAUCUAGUCAUACUGGUGCCCUGCAGGAAUCAUUAAAUCAAAACUUCAUGCUGAUCAUCACCCACCGAGAAGUCCAGCGGGAGUACAACCUGAACUUCUCAGGAAGCAGUACCAUUCAAGAGGUAAAGAGAAAUGUGUAUGACCUUACGAGUAUUCCUGUUCGCCAUCAAUUAUGGGAGGGCUGGCCAACUUCUGCCACAGAUGACUCAAUGUGUCUUGCUGAAUCAGGGCUAUCCUAUCCCUGCCAUCGACUUACAGUGGGCAGAAGAUCUUCACCUGCACAGACCCAAGAGCAGUCCGAAGAGCAAAGCACCGAUGUUCAUAUGGUUAGUGAUAGUGAUGGAGAUGACUUUGAAGAUGCUUCUGAAUUUGGGGUGGAUGAUGGAGAAGUAUUCGGCAUGGCAUCAUCUGCCCUGAGAAAAUCUCCAAUGAUGCCAGAAAACGCAGAAAAUGAAGGAGAUGCCUUAUUACAAUUUACAGCAGAGUUUUCUUCAAGAUAUGGUGACUGCCAUCCUGUAUUUUUUAUUGGCUCAUUAGAAGCUGCUUUUCAAGAGGCCUUCUAUGUGAAAGCCCGAGAUAGAAAGCUUCUUGCUAUCUACCUCCACCAUGAUGAAAGUGUAUUAACCAACGUGUUCUGCUCACAAAUGCUUUGUGCUGAAUCUAUUGUCUCUUAUCUGAGUCAAAAUUUUAUAACCUGGGCUUGGGAUCUGACAAAGGACGCCAACAGAGCAAGAUUUCUGACAAUGUGCAAUAGACAUUUUGGCAGUGUUGUUGCACAAACCAUUCGGACUCAAAAAACAGAUCAGUUUCCACUUUUUCUGAUUAUUAUGGGAAAGCGAUCAUCUAAUGAAGUGUUAAAUGUGAUACAAGGUAACACAACAGUGGAUGAGUUAAUGAUGAGACUCAUGGCUGCAAUGGAGAUCUUCACUGCCCAACAACAGGAAGAUAUAAAGGAUGAGGAUGAACGUGAAGCCAGAGAAAAUGUGAAGAGAGAGCAAGAUGAGGCCUAUCGCCUUUCACUUGAGGCUGACAGAGCAAAGAGGGAAGCUCAUGAGAGGGAGAUGGCAGAACAGUUUCGUUUGGAGCAGAUUCGCAAAGAACAAGAAGAGGAACGUGAGGCCAUCCGGCUCUCCUUAGAGCAGGCCUUGCCUCCAGAGCCAAAGGAAGAAAAUGCUGAACCUGUGAGCAAACUGCGGAUCCGGACCCCCAGUGGAGAGUUCCUUGAGCGGCGGUUCCUGGCCAGCAAUAAGCUCCAGAUUGUCUUUGAUUUUGUAGCUUCCAAAGGAUAUCCAUGGGAUGAGUUCAAGUUGCUGAGUACCUUUCCUAGAAGAGACGUAACCCAGCUCGACCCAAAUAAAUCAUUAUUGGAGGUAAAGUUGUUCCCUCAAGAAACCCUUUUCCUUGAAGCAAAAGAGUAAACGUGGCCCAGCAGUGGAACCAGCCAUUCCUUGACAAGUCAGAGGCCGGCGUCAAGAGAAGGGCUCCUUGCCAACCCACCUACACGCUCGUCUCACUCAACUCAAUGUCACACUUCUGCCUCUUACAAGAUUGCUGGAAAAAAGUAAUAAUAAACAUAGCUACUUAAAAUUUCCCAUCCACGAGUAUAUGUUCCCAACCCUCAUAGAGAAUUACAACUCUGCAGCUCUCCUUUAUCCCCUCCACCUCACCCUUGUCCAAUGACUAAUGCACUGUUCAAGUGUGAGUGUCCACGAAGUAGAAUUUUUACCUCUCCAGUGCCCUUCGUUUCCCCACACUGUCUAGGACAGUUCUGUCUGCCCUGUGACACCAGGAUGCUAUGUAUUUGAUAUGUCUCAUUGAGCCAGGGCUCAUGCACCUCUGCCUUUUUAUUUUCAUGACUGGAUUUCUACUUUGUCACCUACUUUUAAAAGGCAUGGGGAAAAAAGUCAAAUGGGACUUCUCAGCAUGGAGAUUAAACAUUGUUGUAGGAAAAAAAA
Messenger RNA from Lutra lutra (Eurasian river otter), 2944 nucleotides. It is a transcript of the gene FAF1, whose product is annotated as Fas associated factor 1. NCBI's taxonomy places the organism in Eukaryota, Metazoa, Chordata, Mammalia, Carnivora, Mustelidae. Gene Ontology annotation, cellular component: nucleus; endoplasmic reticulum. The transcript is spliced from 19 exons. Bases 458 to 2407 code for a protein of 649 amino acids. The record is from RefSeq and is a predicted model, not a curated record. Gene Ontology annotation, molecular function: ubiquitin binding; NF-kappaB binding.